Trichoderma asperellum CBS 433.97 is the source of this 495-nucleotide messenger RNA. Lineage: Eukaryota; Fungi; Ascomycota; Sordariomycetes; Hypocreales; Hypocreaceae. The record is from RefSeq and is a predicted model, not a curated record.
AUGGAAGACAGAUCGGGCUGGCCGCUUACAGAGCCAUCCGACCCAGCCACAGAGAUUUUUAAUCGUUUAUUCAAGCCCGAUGAAGACGACAUGAGAUGGAUUCAGGGUCACAUCGACAAACAUUUAAAAGCCUGCCGACGAUAUUUAAGAGCAAAUCCGCCUAGGACGAUAGAAGCGUUAGACGAAGCUAAUGAAGCAAGGAUGCUCGCAGUGGCAGAAGGAAUGGUGAAUAUCGAACCCAAGAUCAAAUUUUACAAGGCCGAGUGCUACAGGAGACUACGCAGAUGGAAGGACGCUUAUAGAAUGUACGAAGAAUGCGUCGUCGACGCAAAGGAUGUAUACUGGCUUGAGGCGAUGCGAAGAUUUUGUAAAACACAAAUGUUGAAACCACGCAAAGAUCCAUGGCUUAGACGGAUAGAAUGUUCUGAGAAUUUGCAGGAGGAGUAUAAACACGAUGGGAUAGACGAGAUGACUCCGUUUAGGCAAGGUUGGUGA